GCAGGUCCGGAGCUCCGCCCCUUCCGCUUCUCAGGCCUGACCUUCCGGCAGCCGGCUCGCACGCUGAGCCGACCUUGACGGGUCCUCGCGAUUCGGCCCGACGCGCCCCCUCUCGCGACAUCAUGGUGGCGUACUGGCGACAAGCUGGACUCAGCUACAUCCGAUACUCCCAGAUCUGUGCAAAAGCAGUGAGGGAUGCACUGAAGACGGAAUUCAAAGCAAACACCGAGAAGACUUCUGGCAGCAGCGUAAAAAUUGUGAAAGUGAAAAAGGAAUAAUCUACCCUGACUACAGCUUGAAAUGCUGCAUGUUCAUGGUGAAGAUGUGUGGGCACGUGUUAUGGCAGAUUGAAAACGCUCCCCCUUCAUGGAAAAAAAAAAAAAACCUAUCUUGUUCAUAGAUGGACAAUGCCAAUAAAUUAAAGUACAGUUCA
This is a messenger RNA of Balaenoptera acutorostrata (minke whale), 433 nucleotides long. RefSeq names its product ATP synthase F1 subunit epsilon (gene ATP5F1E). The transcript has 3 exons. Lineage: Eukaryota; Metazoa; Chordata; Mammalia; Artiodactyla; Balaenopteridae. The coding region runs from base 123 to 278 and encodes 51 amino acids. Gene Ontology annotation, cellular component: mitochondrial inner membrane. The record is from RefSeq and is a predicted model, not a curated record. Gene Ontology annotation, molecular function: proton-transporting ATP synthase activity, rotational mechanism. Gene Ontology annotation, biological process: proton motive force-driven mitochondrial ATP synthesis.